This is a messenger RNA of Asparagus officinalis (garden asparagus), 1655 nucleotides long. Its product is annotated as oxysterol-binding protein-related protein 3A-like. Lineage: Eukaryota; Viridiplantae; Streptophyta; Magnoliopsida; Asparagales; Asparagaceae. Gene Ontology annotation, cellular component: cytosol; intracellular membrane-bounded organelle; membrane. The record is from RefSeq and is a predicted model, not a curated record. The transcript is spliced from 10 exons. Bases 56 to 1417 code for a protein of 453 amino acids. Gene Ontology annotation, molecular function: sterol binding.
UUCCUCUCUCUGGGGGUCUUCACAUCGCGAGAUCGGAUCGAAUUAGGGUUUCGUGAUGGGAUCGAAGGAUGAGAAAGCAGAGUCCGGCGGGUUCUUCUCGGCGAUCCGCAGCUGGGGGAGCGCGGUUCAUAAAUCGGUCAAUGGAUUAUUGGGUUAUGAAGGACUUGAAGUGAUAAAUCCAGAAGGAGGCACAGAUGAUGCUGAGGCUGAAGCAGCAAAAGGAAGAUGGAAGCAAGAGGAUCGGGAUAGCCAUUGGAAGAUGAUGCAAAAAUAUAUUGGAUCGGAUGUGACAUCCAUGGUGACACUUCCGGUUAUAAUUUUUGAGCCCAUGACGAUGCUGCAAAAAAUGGCGGAGUUGAUGGAGUAUUCUCACCUGCUAAAUCUGGCAGAUGAAUGUGAAGACCCUUAUAUGAGAUUGGUCUAUACUUCUUCAUGGGCGAUAUCAGUUUACUAUGCCUAUCAGAGAACAUGGAAGCCUUUCAAUUCCAUCCUUGGAGAGACUUAUGAGUUUGCUAAUCAUAAUGGAAUUACUUUUAUUGCUGAACAGGUGAGCCAUCAUCCUCCUAUAGCUGCAGCACAUGCUGAGAAUGAACAUUUUACUUACGACAUCACUUCCAAAGUGAAGACAAAGUUUUUAGGGAACUCUGUAGAAGUCUAUCCUGUUGGAAGGACAAGGGUGACACUUAAAAAGUCUGGUGUUGUAGUGGGUUUGGUGCCACCUCCGACAAAGGUAAAUAACCUUAUAUUUGGGCGCACCUGGAUCGAUUCACCCGGUGAGAUGGUCAUGACAAACUUAACAACUGGUGACAAAGUUGUACUAUACUUUCAACCAUGUGGCUGGUUUGGGGCUGGACGAUAUGAAGUGGAUGGUUAUGUGUAUAAUUCAGAAGAAGAACCAAAAAUGCUGAUGACAGGAAAAUGGAAUGAGUCAAUGAGUUACCAACCUUGCGACAUGGAAGGAGAGCCUCUUCCUGGCACUGAAUUAAAAGAGGUCUGGAGAGUUGCUGCUGCACCAGAGAAUGACAAGUUUCAAUAUACCCAUUUUGCACAUAAAAUCAACAGCUUUGACACAGCUCCCAAGAAGCUCCUACCAUCAGAUUCUAGAAUGCGGCCUGAUAGAUAUGCACUAGAGAAAGGUGACAUGUCCAAGUCUGCUUCUGAAAAGAGCAGGUUGGAGGAGAUGCAGAGGGCAGAGAAAAGAACCAGAGAGGCCAAAGGCUUGCCGUUCAAGCCAAAAUGGUUCAAUAUGACCGAAGAAAUUGUAACCACGCCUUGGGCUGAGCUCGAAGUUUAUGAAUACAAUGGGAAAUAUGCUGAGCACAGGGCAGUUGCAGAUAGCUCAACUUCUAGUGUGGAACAGGAUAUCACUUCCAUUGAGUUCAAUCCAUGGCAAUUUGAUAAUAGCUCAAUUGAAUGAGUUAUUUGGUUUGUAUUCAACUCCCUUAUUUGAAGGUUUAUUCUUUGUGGUUUAGCAGAUUUUUAUAGUAGUUUUUGUGGGUUUAUGUAAAAAGUUUAUGGUUGGUUAGUUAUUAGUUUUCCUUCCAAAACUUGAACCUUAAAUAUUUAUUUUCCUUGUACCGCAUCGUAGCAUUUAAAUGCCGGUAAAGUGUGGGGGUUUCAUUGUGUUAAAUUGAAUAAUAUUUUUCUAGCAGAAA